Fusarium verticillioides 7600 is the source of this 2036-nucleotide messenger RNA. Its product is annotated as elongation factor 1-gamma. Gene Ontology annotation, biological process: translational elongation. Gene Ontology annotation, cellular component: nucleus; cytoplasm. Lineage: Eukaryota; Fungi; Ascomycota; Sordariomycetes; Hypocreales; Nectriaceae. Gene Ontology annotation, molecular function: translation elongation factor activity. The coding region runs from base 755 to 1705 and encodes 316 amino acids. The record is from RefSeq and is a predicted model, not a curated record. The transcript has 2 exons.
CGGGCAGUAAGGCAGGACCCCACUAGCGCGGGGCAAGCAAUUUGACACACUUAUUAGAAAAAAACUUCCCCUCCUCUUUUUUCUCCUCCUCAUUCCUCCUUCGUCUCUUUGUCUGUCAACUGGUUCGUUCUCAGCUGCCUCAGCAAAGCAAUCAAGAUGGCUUUCGGAACUCUCUUCACCCGCGAGGUACAUACUCUCGAGCAUUGAAAUUGAAUCUGAAUUUGCUGCAAGUUCAAACAAAGAGCGUCGUUACUGACUGGUCUUGGUUCUUCCAGAACAACUGCCGUUCUACCGCCAUCCGCGCGGUCGCUAAGGCCAACGACAUCGAGCUCAACAUCGUUGAGGCCGAGAAGGGCAACGCUACCGUUGAGCACCUCAAGGCCAACGGUCUCGGCAAGAUCCCUGCCUUCAUUGGCGAGGAUGGUUUCGCUCUCUCUGAGUGCAUUGCCAUUGCCAUCUACAGUAAGUGAAGCUGUGCGCGAUGCGUGCCUAAUCUGGCACCACUUUUCUUCCUUCUUACCCCUCCCUUGCGAGUGAUGACCUAGCAUUAUUAUACAGUUAUCCCUGUCUGAAAUGUCUUUUUCAAGAGCUAUUGUGUGGAUAUCGCCUAACUUCUGACCCUGCAACCCAAUUCCUUGUCUAUGUUGUCAGCUUUGUCGGGAUCUUUGCUAACCCCGCUAUAGUCACCUCCCAGAACGAGAAGACCACUCUUCUCGGCAAGACCAAGCAGGACUAUGCUUCUAUCCUGAAGUGGAUGUCCUUCUUCAACUCCGAGAUCCUUCCCAGCCUCAUCGCUUGGUUCGGUCCCCUCAAGGGCGACGCUCCCUACAACAAGAAGAACGUCGAUGAUGCCUCCAAGGCUUCCCUGAAGGCUUUCUCCGUUGUCGAGGAGCACCUCAUCCGCAACACCUUCCUUGUUGGCGAGCGCAUCACCCUUGCCGACCUCUUCGCUGCUGGCAUCGCCGUCCGUGGCUUCCAGUACUUCUUCGACAAGCAGUGGCGUGAGGAGAACCCUGCCGUCACUCGAUGGUUCGAGACUGUCCGCGCUCAGCCCAUCUUCGCCGAGGUUGCUGAGAAGGUUGAGCUCCUCGAGACUCCCGCUCUUACCAACACUCCCCCCAAGAAGCCUGAGCAGCCCAAGAAAGAGGCCAAGAAGGAGGCCGCCCCCGCCGCUGAGGCUGCUCCCGCUGCUGAGGAGGCUCCUGCUGCCCCCAAGGCCAAGCACCCUCUCGAGGCUCUCGGUCGCCCCUCUUUCCCUCUCGAUGAGUGGAAGCGCCAGUACUCCAACAUCAAGGACCACAACGAGGCCAUGAAGUACUUCUGGGAGAACCUGAACUUCGAGGAGUACUCCAUCUGGAAGGUUGACUACAAGUACAACGAGGAGCUUACCCUCACCUUCAUGUCAAACAACCUGAUUGGUGGCUUCAACAACCGUCUUGAGGGUUCCCGCAAGUACAUCUUCGGAUGUGCUGCCGUCUACGGCGAGAACAACGACUCCGUCAUCCAGGGUGCUUUCGUCAUCCGAGGCCAGGAGCACGUUCCCGCCUUCGAUGUCGCCCCCGAUUGGGAGAGCUACAACUUCGAGAAGCUCGACCCCUCCAACCCCGAGCACCGGCAGUUCGUCUCGGAUGCCUGGGGCUGGGAGAAGCCCAUCACCGUGAACGGCAAGGAGUACAAGCUUGCUGACGGCAAGGUCUUCAAAUAAACAAAUCAAAAAAAGGAAAAAGAAAACAAGAGCGAUGAUGAUAAUGGCUUAUGGUUAAAUGGUUGGGAGGGUAAAUGAGUUUAUGAUACUUUAUGCCUCAUGAAGGCCCUGCCGGCUGGCAAUUCCCUAUGUAGUACCCAAAAGAACGAAGAGCUGUCUGUUACUUAUAGACAAUUGAAAGGAACUUUUUUUUUUUGAGAUCAAGUUUUAUGUGUCGCCUUUGGCAAUGACCAUUUAUGUUCUAUCAUCAACACGCUAUGAAGUUGUAUCUCAUGAGGCCUCGGGCCUCGGGUAUCUCUAAAUGAAUCUAAACCGUCUAUGAUAUCCUGCG